This is a messenger RNA of Phanerochaete carnosa HHB-10118-sp, 625 nucleotides long. RefSeq lists its product as uncharacterized. The record is from RefSeq and is a predicted model, not a curated record. Gene Ontology annotation, molecular function: fatty acyl-CoA hydrolase activity. The annotation marks the transcript as partial. Lineage: Eukaryota; Fungi; Basidiomycota; Agaricomycetes; Polyporales; Phanerochaetaceae. The transcript has 5 exons.
GAUGGAUAUCCUCGAGAAGUCUAUGAGGGAUGCCAAGGGGAACGUACCUCAGGAGUUGAGGGACCUCAAUGUGAAAUGGUGGAGGGCCAGCAGAGCGACGCAAGUCUUCGCAAAGCCUAUAUGCUCAAGGCUGGAGGUCACGGAAGCUCUCAUCUUCGAGAACAACGAUACUCCGGGAAGAAAGGAAGGGCGGUUGGUGUUCGAAAUUGUCGUCACUCGGGACAUGUGCAAUUACCUUAGUGACAUGCACGGUGGAUGUGCGGCAACACUCAUAGACUUCUGCACAUCCCUUGUUAGGAACCUUGUCCUGACGAAGGAUAGCCCGACUUGGAAUGGGCAUGUAUCUCUGACUCUGAAUGUGACAUUUCAUGCGCCGGCUGUUCUCGGUACCAGAUUGAAGAUAGUGAACUCGACCGUGGCCAUCGGCACUCGUGUCAUAACUGCUAGAGCUGAGAUAUACGACGUGACCAACGGACGCAUAGUCGCCAGUGGGAUGCACGUCAAGGUACCUCCGUCUCAGCCAAAACUCUAACGGUCAUUCGUGUCAAGAGGCUGCCGCAGCUCGCGGACGUUGUAUGGUUUUGUUGCUAGAAGUCAAGAUACGCUUUGUCGAAUCCAUAUUCUU